Mytilus trossulus (common blue mussel) is the source of this 1577-nucleotide messenger RNA. Its product is annotated as asparagine-rich protein-like. NCBI's taxonomy places the organism in Eukaryota, Metazoa, Mollusca, Bivalvia, Mytilida, Mytilidae. The transcript is spliced from 9 exons. The record is from RefSeq and is a predicted model, not a curated record. Bases 231 to 1388 code for a protein of 385 amino acids.
AUAUUUUAUUUCACAAUGUGCACAUCUACCUGCAUAUACAGUAGUAUAAUGCGGUAAUAACAUUGUCUUCCCUCAAACAUGACAAGAGUUGACAUUUACAUAUCAAGACAAUCAUUGUCACGCACAGUCAGACUAUCUAUUAUUACUUACUAGGAGUAUCUGUCAUUCACCAAAAAAAAUAUAUUGAUAAUUUUCUAUAUGUAUUGGGAUUUUACUAAAUAAUCAGAAGUAUGCAGGGACUAUUUUUAUCUGUUUGUAUUGUCAUAUCAUCGUAUUUACACACAUGUAUAUCACAAAGAAUGAGGAGUUGUGUAUUACGUCCUGUAGAAGGGGAUACAACAAAAUACAAAGUUUAUUUAACCUCAUCACGUGCUUCCGGUGAAUUUAGAUGCGCUGAUGGAACACAUUUUAAUCAGGAAAAAUGUUUAUGUGAUUGGCCACCAAGAAAUAAUAACUCAGCUACAGACACUUUACCAACAAGACCUAGACCAACUACUGAACCUAUCUAUAGACCAGGAAAUGGAAAUACAAGACCGUUGGACCCAAUAAGGCUUCCUGGAGAACAGAGACCUGGAUUUCGACCAUUUGAAUCUACAACUAGAGGGCCUUGUUUAACGUCACCUGACGCCGACAGAAAUUAUUUCUCCCAAUAUAUCCAUGGAUACGGUACAGUUAGACGACGUUGUCCAAUCGGAACUCUUUACAAUGACAGAGAAUGUGGCUGUAUUGAUUUAGCACCUGUAACAAGUAUUUAUUGCAGACCAGAAAUAUAUUUAGACUUUGAUAGUAAACCAAUUAUAGAUAAUGGCGGCACAAACAUUCCCAUUGGUAAUAAUGGUCACGUUGAUUCCGUUGCUAACGCUGGUAGAUUUAACGGUAUCGGACAGUUAACAAUAUGGAUGUAUUCAAACAUUGACUUUGGACAAAAAUUGACAAUUAGUUUGCGUUUCUACGAUUUCCCAGGAGGCCCUGAUGAACAAGUUUUAGUUUCUAAUUGUAUGGAUAAUGAAUUAGGUGCUGUUGAAAUUGCAUUAGCGCCAAGAAAUAAAGAAGUUAUUUUUAGAGCAGAUACAGUUUCUAGUGGACCUGCGGAAAUCCGAUUACCAUAUAAGGAUAAAGCAUGGAAGAAUGUAACAUACGUAUAUGAUGGAACAGCAUUAAGGGCAAAGGUUGAUGAUGAAGAGCAGGCUGUUGCAAUGAAAGGACAUCUAGAUACACGAGCAGGCGGAUUCGAGAUAGGGAUGUGUAAUAGACGAGGAUACGUUGGAUAUAUUGAUGAUUUGAAGGUCCAUCGUUGUGUAAAUAUAGACUAUGUUAUUGGAAAUGGAAAAGGACCACUUAGUCCAUAUGAUGCUAGAGAUACCAACCUAGAUAUUGGUGGACCUUGAAAAUUUCUUUACAACUAAAACACUUUGAUAUUUUUUUCUGUAAUUCUUAUUUUGAAAAUCACAUGUUCGUUUCUAUGCUAGGUCUGUCUACGAGACUACUUGAGUUUUGGAAAUUUUAUUUCAACGGGACUAUGAAAUAUAUACCACGUAUUUAGAGGGGACCAAUAAAGAAGUUGAACACCAGAAAAA